Molecule: messenger RNA, 395 nt
Organism: Octopus sinensis (East Asian common octopus)
Lineage: Eukaryota; Metazoa; Mollusca; Cephalopoda; Octopoda; Octopodidae
Product: 60S acidic ribosomal protein P0-like
Exons: 2
Coding region: 85-363 (92 amino acids)
Source: RefSeq, a predicted model, not a curated record
GAUGACGGGUGUGUGUUUGAGGAUAGUAUAUUGGAUAUUAGCGACAAAGAUUUUGAUAAUUGUGUAAAGGACACUAUAAAAGAGAUGACUUGUGUGUCUCUGGCAACUGGAUAUCCCACGGAGAUGUCGGUUAGUCAGUCGUUGAUGUCGUGCUUCCGUAAUUUGAUUAAUGUAUCAUUGGCGGUUGACUUUGAUAUUCCUGAAGCGAAAAAUUUUAAGGAAAUGUUGGAGAAUCCGCAGAUAGUUGCAGCCCAAGUUCCUGCGAUGGAUGUUGAAAUAACCGUCGAAGAGAAAAAGGACGUCAAACUGGCAAUUGUGGAAGAAGAGUCGGAGAGUGAUGAUUUCGACGACAUUUUCGGUUAAUAACUUUUCGUUUCUUUCUUUUCCUUUUUGAA